AUGUCACACAACACGCCCUACAAGGAGGUCGGCUUCAGCGACUCCUCCACAGGAUUCAUCCAACCACCUCAACCACCAGUCCCAAGGACUCACAAGAAGCGCAUCAGCCCUUGGAUCAAGUUUGGCGUUCCCGCUCUCAUCGUGAUCGCCAUCGCGGCCAUCGUUGGAGGUGUCUUGGGGAGCAGGAAAAAAUCAUCGGACAAAAACGACGAUGGAAACAGCGAAGACUCUACGGACGGGGGCAAGGACAAAAACACAGACAGCAGUAGUUUGCCAGGUAUUGCGACGGUCACCGACAAGCUCGAAGCUGGCCGUUUUGCGACCGCUACCAACUCAAAGUACAUGAUCCCUGUCUAUCCUUCAGCGUUACACUGGCAGACCAACGCAGCACUCUUCAGUGCACCGACAUUCGAUGCCAAUGCAGCAACCUGGCCGCAAGAUCCUGAACAGUUUGGCGAGCCCAGUCCCCUCCAGGUCAGACACGACCGCCCACGGCUCAUCGCACCCGCCUACAAGUGGGAUGCGCUCCCCGACCUCAUUCGGGCAGACCCCUACCUCGCUGGCUGGAACGAAACCAUUUUCCGAAACGCAUCCGAUUACCAUGCUCUCCCGCCCGUUCGAUACCACAUGGACGGCGACAGCGGUAUCCUCGACAACGCGCGCGAAUUCAAGAUGCGCAUCAAAGCAUUCGCUUACGCCUGGCGCCUAUCUCAGAACACCCGCUGGGCUGAUCGCGCAUGGCAGGAAAUCCAGCACGUCGUUUCGGACGACUUUGGUGGCCCCGAUCCAGACAACACGAAAUGGCACCCCACGCACUUCCUCGACACUGCAGAGUUCUCCGCAGCAUUCGGCAUCGCCUACGAUUGGAUGUACGACUUUUGGACGCCCGAACAGAGGACAUUCAUUCGCGACAAUCUGAUCAGACUGGGGUUAUCGCACGGUGCUGCUGUGUAUGGGGAGGGUGCAGAUUUUGGAUGGUGGAGCAGAGACACCACUGGUAAUUGGAAUUGCGUGUGUAAUGGUGGCCUUACCCUCGGUGCUCUCGCCAUCCUUGGUGAUGAUACCACUGGUACGGCUGAAGCACUCCUCCGUGCCACCAUCGACAACGCCAAAGCCAACUGCAUUCGCGCCGUCACGGACGACGGUUCAUGGCAAGAAUCGACCAACUACUGGUAUUUCGGUACCACCGGCCUCGCAGAGAUGGCUUCUGCUCUCCUCUCCGCUACCGGAUCGCACUAUGGCCUACUUACAGAAAACACCAACUAUUGGCGUACGGGUACCUUCCACAUGUAUGUCUUUGGACCCACCUCGUUGUUCGACUUUGGCGACCACGGCCCCAACAAGUUCUCUACCACCGCCAACACGAUGUUCCUCCUCGGCGACCAGCUAGAUCACCCCGAAUUCAUCCUCCACCAGCGCGAGCAAGCUGAUGCUGCCGAGCCAUGGAGCAUGUUCUGGUACAAUCCUGCCGUGGCUGGAGCAUUCUGGUCUGGCCUUCCACUCGACCACUUCUUUGACUCUCCCCCCGUCCAGUGGGCUUCAAUGCGCAGCAGCUGGACAGACAAGGACGCUGCUUUCCUCGGUAUCAAGGCGGGUCGCAACCAAGGUCACCAGAGGCACAACGACUUGGACGUUGGUACAUUCGUUAUCGACGCGUUGGGCACUCGCUGGGCUGGUGAACUUGGCUCGGGCGAUUAUCUUUCGACGGAGUACUUUGGCGGUGAAGACCAGGAUGCAGAACGGUGGAAGUACUACAGGAAGCAUACGAUGGGACAGAACACGUUGAUGAUUGGGAGGAGGAACCAGAAUGUCGAUGCUGCUCCGACGGUCAGACAUGACUCGAGUGGGACGACGCAGGAUUCGAGCACUGUGUUUACCCCCGAAGACGAUUCGACUGCUUUCUGGACAACGGACAUGACGAGUGCUUAUUUCGAUGCCACUUCGGUCAAACGUGGAGGCCGCUUCCUCAAUGGUCGACGUCAAAUCCUAAUCCAGGAUGAAGUAGACGCCCAAGCUGAAGUACAAUGGCGAAUGCACACCAACGCGACAAUCGAGAUUGAUUCAUCCGGUACAUCCGCAACACUUACACUCGAUGGAAAGGAGAUGCAAGUCGUCCUCCUCGACCCGCCUGCAGGCGCCCGGUUCUCUGAACAGCCAGCGGAAAGACAGGGUAUUGAACCCAUCCCAGCCUUUGGUGAUCAGUCGAAUGAUGGGGUGAGGGUGUUGAGCAUUGUGUUGGAUGCUGGGAGUUAUACGUUGAGGGUACUGUUUAAUCCCCAGUGGGAGGGUAUGGGUGCCGAUGACUAUGUUACGCCUCCGAAUGUAGCUUUGGAUGAUUGGAGCUUGACUAGUCAUAAUUGA
Coprinopsis cinerea okayama7#130 is the source of this 2361-nucleotide messenger RNA. RefSeq names its product heparinase II/III family protein. The transcript is spliced from 3 exons. The coding region runs from base 1 to 2361 and encodes 786 amino acids. Lineage: Eukaryota; Fungi; Basidiomycota; Agaricomycetes; Agaricales; Psathyrellaceae. The record is from RefSeq and is a predicted model, not a curated record. Gene Ontology annotation, molecular function: lyase activity.